Messenger RNA from Paecilomyces variotii, 3337 nucleotides. Its product is annotated as CAS/CSE protein. The transcript has 7 exons. Gene Ontology annotation, biological process: protein export from nucleus; protein import into nucleus. Lineage: Eukaryota; Fungi; Ascomycota; Eurotiomycetes; Eurotiales; Thermoascaceae. Gene Ontology annotation, cellular component: cytosol; nuclear envelope. The record is from RefSeq and is a predicted model, not a curated record. Gene Ontology annotation, molecular function: small GTPase binding; nuclear export signal receptor activity. Bases 200 to 3091 code for a protein of 963 amino acids.
CUGACAGGGAAUCAAGCUAAAUUUACGACCUUCUCGCCUGGAUUCCAAAAGGCAAGGACAUCAACGCAGACACGGAGCAGCGCUCGACACAGAGCGGACAGGAUAGAAAGGUUUCUCAGCUGCAGUACCAUCCAGCUUCCUUGAAUAGUGUGCUUAUCUCCUGUUUGUUGACUGUCAGCCACUCCGUCCUCCGCCCAAAAUGGCUGACGGUCUGGGAGCUGUCGCUCAGAUUCUUGAGGCGAGUUUAGACCCCAGACAGAACAAGCAAGCCGAGAUUGCUCUUCGUCAAGAGGAGAAGAAGCCAGGCUUCUCGUUGUCGCUUUUGCAAAUCACAGCCUCUGCCACCUAUCCUUACAACACCCGUCUUGCAGCCGCACUGUGCUUCAAGAACUUUAUCAAGAGGAACUGGACGGAUGAAGAUGGGAACUACAAGCUCCAGCUCGAUGAGGUGGCCACCAUUAAGCGGGAGCUGAUUGCUCUGAUGAUCUCGGUUCCACCAGGAAUCCAGACUCAACUGGGAGAAGCAGUCAGCGUGAUUGCUGACAGUGAUUUCUGGGAACGCUGGGACACGCUGGUUGACGAUCUCGUCUCUCGGCUCGAUCCUACCAACCCUGCCGUGAACAACGGCGUUCUACAAGUUGCACACUCGAUCUUCAAGAGAUGGAGGCCUCUGUUCCGGUCAGAUGAGCUGUACACAGAGAUCAACCAUGUUUUGCAAAGAUUUGGAAACCCGUAUCUUGCGCUCUUUGAGGGUCUGGACGGCUACAUUGAGCAAAACAAGUCGAACAAAGAAAACCUUACGCAGGGGUUCACCCAACUUAACCUGAUGAUCAAACUGCUGUACGAUCUAUCCAGCCAUGAUUUGCCUCCGAUGUUUGAAGAUCACCUGUCCGCGAUCGCGUCGCUUCUGCUAAAGUACCUCACAUACGACAAUGCCUUGCUGCACACCGACGAUGAGGCGGACUCUGGGCUUUUGGAAUACGUCAAGGCUGGUAUCUUCGAGGCGCUUACACUCUAUGUGCAGAAAUACCUGGACGUGUUCGGUCCUCACGUCCAGCAGUUUGUAGGAAGCUCCUGGAACCUCUUGACCACAAUUGGACAGGAGACGAAAUAUGACAUCCUUGUUAGCAAGGCUCUCCAGUUCCUUACCUCGACUGCUAAGAUGCCCGAACACGCGGCCGCCUUCCAGGAUGAAGCGACCCUUGGCCAAGUUAUCGAGAAGGUCAUCCUGCCUAACGUGAGCCUCAGAGAAUCAGACGAGGAAUUGUUCGAAGAUGAGCCUAUUGAAUUCAUCCGCAGAGAUCUUGAGGGAUCUGACAGCGAAACAAGACGGCGUGCCGCUACCGAUUUCCUUAGGACGCUGGCUGAGAAGUUCGAGGAGGCUGUCACCAAGGUCGUGCUCAAAUACACAGAACACUACCUCGCAGACUAUGCAAAGAACCCUGCAUCGAACUGGAAGUCAAAGGAUACAUCUACCUACCUGUAUUCGGCCAUUGCUGCCAAGGGAGUUGCAACGGCCAGUCAUGGAGUUACUAUCACCAACCGCCUGGUCAGCAUUACCGAUUACUUCCAGAACCACCUUGCGGCGGACCUGGUUGCAGACACCGGAGCCCACCCUAUCCUCAAGGUGGAUGCGAUCAAGUAUCUGUAUUCCUUCAGAAGUAUCAUUACCAAGGAGCAGUGGCAGGAGGUGUUGCCCUUGUUGGUCAAGCAUCUUGCUUCUUCCAACUACGUCGUUUAUACUUACGCCGCUAUCGCAGUUGAGAGAGCGCUAUAUCUCUCGGAUGCUCAGGGGCAGCCGAUAAUCGCACCGAGCUCUAUCACACCGUUGGCGAAGGAUCUCCUUGAGCACAUAUUCCAGCUGAUCCAGAAAGACCAGGCCCCUCAAAAGGUGCAGGAAAACGAGUUUUUGAUGAAAUGCAUCAUGCGGGUUCUGAUUGUGAUCAGAGAUGGCGUCAUCCCGCUCACUGAUACUGUCCUGCAGCAUCUGAUCAACAUCACCCAGAUCAUCAGCGCCAAUCCCAGUAACCCAAGGUUUUACUACUAUCACUUCGAGGCACUGGGCGCUUUUAUCAGAUUCGCUGCCCCCGCGAACCCGGACAAGCUGGAGCAGGCCCUUUAUACUCCAUUCGUGGCUGUGCUUUCCAAUGAUGUGCAAGAAUUUAUGCCCUAUGUCUUCCAGCUUUUCGCUGCCCUGCUGGAAGCGAACCGUUCCGCAACUCUUCCGGACUAUUACCAGAAUCUAAUUGCUCCAAUCCUCAUGCCCGUGAUGUGGGAGUCAAAGGGAAAUGUCCCCGCUCUUGUUCGCUUACUGUCUGCUAUCAUUCCUCGCGGUAGCCAGUUUAUCAUCCAAAACAACCAGAUCGAGCCUGUUCUCGGAAUUUUCCAGAAGCUCAUCUCUACCAAGGCCAAUGAAAGCUAUGGAUUUGACCUACUAGAGACCGUUGUUGCUUCCUUCCCUCCGACCACUCUAGAACCAUAUUUCAUCUCAAUUAUGCAGAUCAUUUUGACACGACUGCAAAACUCAAAAACGGAGAACCUCUCUAUUCGAUUCGUCCGUUUCUACCAUUUCAUCUCUGCUCAUGAUGACAAAGGCUACAGCGCAGACUUUUUCAUCCAGGUCACCGACAAAGUGCAGGCUGAGCUUUUCACGCCCAUCUAUUUGAACGUCAUCCUUCCUGAGACGCAGAAGCUUGCUCGCCCGCUAGACCGGAAGACGGCCGUGCUGUCGCUUACGAAGACGUUGGCGAACUCGGAAGCGUUCGCAAAUCGGUACAAGAAGGGAUGGGGCUUCACCUGCGAGGCACUUCUCAAGCUCCUGGAACUCCCCCCUCUUCCCAUAAGCAAGGAUGAUAUGAUCGCGGAGAAUGACGUGGAUGACAUGGCCUUUGGUGUUGGAUUCACGCAGCUGAACACUGUGCGACCGCCGGUGAGAGACCCGUGGCCUGAGACCGGAGCGGAUCUCAAGGCGUGGGUGGGCAAAUAUUUGAAGGAAGCGGACCAGAAGCAUGGCGGACGCAUUGCCGGCUUCGUGGAGGAGCGACUGAACGCUCAGGCAAAGACCGUCCUUCUCAGUUACAUGACUGCAUGAGCUUCCCUGGCAGGAGUAGGUCCUUGUUGACCAUCUGAAACUGUCAGUCUACAUUUUUACGGGCUAUGAGAAUACGGUAUUGUGUGGAAUUUUGAGGGCGGCGGAUGAUUUCUCCUCUUUGCGAUGUCAAGCACGCCGAGGAAAAGCAUCGAGCGAGGCUGGACUUACAUGCUUUAAUGACCAAACUAGGCAUCACUCAAAGUUCUAUCGUCCCGAGAGCAUUCGAAAAUAAGACAAAAAGUUAUU